Molecule: messenger RNA, 1764 nt
Organism: Colletotrichum lupini
Lineage: Eukaryota; Fungi; Ascomycota; Sordariomycetes; Glomerellales; Glomerellaceae
Product: NAD dependent epimerase/dehydratase
Exons: 5
Coding region: 1-1764 (587 amino acids)
Source: RefSeq, a predicted model, not a curated record
AUGUCGCGCACACCGAGCCAUGUCUUAGUCACUGGCGCUACAGGAUUCAUUGGCGCGCACGUCGUAGAUGUUCUCCUGUCCCGAGGGCUCAGGGUCCGCGGAGCCACCCGAUCUCUCGCCAAAGGGAAUGCCAUGAUCAAGGAUCGGCCCGAGUACGCCGGCAAGCUCGAGUUUGUCCAAAUUAGUGAUUUUGAGAAACUUGGUGUCUUCUCUGAAGCCAUCAAAGAUGUCGACACCGUGGUUCACGUCGCCAGUCCAUUUACCUACGACACCAAAGACAACGAGAAGGAAUUGAUUAUACCAGCCAUCAACGGUGUCCGCUCUAUCCUUGAAGCAGCCGUCACCAAUCCCAAGAUCACUCGAGUGGUCAUUACUUCCUCCUUCGCCUCAGUCCUCGACGUCAACCGCAAGGCACCACCAUACUUUACAUACACGGGGGAAGAUUGGAACCCCUUGACCUACGAAGAAGCCGCAUCUCCGGAAACAAGCGCCGUAGUUGCAUACCGAGGUUCCAAGAAAUUCGCAGAAAAAGCAGCGUGGAAUUUCAUACAGGAGCACAACCCCCGCUUCGACAUCGUGACGCUGUGUCCGCCAAUGACGUUUGGUCCCGUGGUUCACCCCGUAAGCAGCGCCGACAAACUGAACGAAUCCAACGCAAUGCUGUGGAAGAUUGCAAGCGGACAGAAGCCCCUGCCUGUUGCUCGAGUCCCAUUCUGGAUUGAUGUCAGAGAUCUUGCGGUGGCGCACGUGGAAGCGCUCUUUAGACCGGAGGUGGGUAACAGGAGGUUUGUUCCGGCCGCUAAGGAUCGCUUUUCAUAUGGUCUGGCUGCCAAGAUCAUUGAAGGCAACUUUGAUUGGGCCAAGGGCAAGGUCGCGCGGGAAGAACAAGCGAUCGACACUUCGCAUGGACUGGAUGGGGAGACGGUCGUGAGAGAGCUGGGCCUCGAGUACCGAACUUUUGAUCAAACGGUCGUCGACCUCAUUGACCAGGUUACGAAAAUGGAAGGCGGGACAGCUGUCGCCAUGAAGGUAUCAGUGGUCUUGCUAGCGGCCUGCGCUGCUCUUGUUCAAGGACAUUGCAUCUUCCAGAAAGUCUCCGUAAAUGGCAAAGAGUACAGCUCCCUCGCAGGUCUCCGAGCACCCAACCAAAACAACCCAACUGAAGACGUGACCUCCCAAGACAUCAUUUGCGGAAAAGUCGCAACAUCCUCCCAGGAAGUCAUCACCGUCGCCCCCGGAGACAAGAUCGGCUCCUGGUGGCAACACGUCAUCGGAGGCGCCCAGUACCCCGGCGAUCCAGACAACCCAAUCGCAAAGUCUCACAAGGGCCCCAUCACCGCCUGGCUCGCCAAAGUCCCCAGCGCUUCCAGCACCGGGAUCACAGGGCUGCAAUGGUUCAAGGUCGCCGAGGAUAAUCUGGACACGAGCUCUGGGUUAUGGGGCGUCGAUAAGAUGAUCAACAACGGAGGUUGGAGCUACUUCAACUUGCCGCAGUGCAUUGCGCCAGGGGAGUACUUGCUGCGUGUUGAGUUGCUGGCUCUCCAUUCUGCUCAUCAGGUGAAGGGUGCGCAGUUUUAUAUUUCGUGUGCGAAUAUUAAGGUUACGGGCUCAGGAAGCUUCUCACCUAGCUCGACUGUGAGCUUUCCGGGCGCGUACCAGCAAAGCGACCCUUCCAUCUACAUCAACAUUUAUGGUACUGGUGGCCUUCCAAACAAUGGGGGCAAGGCGUACUCCGCCCCUGGACCGAGACCGAUUACAUGCUAG